Phyllostomus hastatus (greater spear-nosed bat) is the source of this 1193-nucleotide messenger RNA. It is a transcript of the gene MXD3, whose product is annotated as MAX dimerization protein 3. Gene Ontology annotation, biological process: regulation of transcription by RNA polymerase II. Gene Ontology annotation, molecular function: protein dimerization activity; RNA polymerase II cis-regulatory region sequence-specific DNA binding; DNA-binding transcription factor activity, RNA polymerase II-specific. The transcript is spliced from 7 exons. Bases 205 to 822 code for a protein of 205 amino acids. NCBI's taxonomy places the organism in Eukaryota, Metazoa, Chordata, Mammalia, Chiroptera, Phyllostomidae. The record is from RefSeq and is a predicted model, not a curated record.
UCCGGAGACUACAGGCCCCCCAGAGCUCUGUUGUGUGGCGCCCUAGCUGUCCGCACGGUCUGGAAACUGAGGCCCAGAGACACCUCCCUGCCAUCGCGGGGUCGCUUACCAACGCGAGCAAGAUACACUAACCCUCAGACUGGGGUUUGCCCGAGGGCCGGACCUAGAGCUGAUGUAGCUCGCCCGCCGCCAGCUGUAGCCAACAUGGAACCCGUGGCCAGCAACAUCCAGGUCUUGCUGCAAGCAGCCGAGUUCCUGGAACGCCGCGAGAGAGAGGCUGAGCACGGAUACGCGUCCCUGUGCCCGCACAGAAGUCCGGGCCCCGGCCACAGGAAAAGGAAGCGGUCCCCCCAAGCUCCUGGAGCGCUGGACAGUGGGCGGUCUGUGCACAACGAGCUGGAGAAGCGCAGGAGGGCCCAGCUGAAGCGGUGCCUGGAGCAGCUGAAGCAGCAGAUGCCCCUGGGGGCUGACUGUGCCCGCUACACCACACUGAGCCUUCUGCGCAGGGCCAGGAUGCACAUCCAGAAGCUGGAGGAGCAGGAGCAGCGGGCCCGGCGGCUCAAGGAGAAGCUGCGCAGUGAGCAGCAGAGCCUGCAGCGGCAGCUGGCGAGGCUCCGGGGGCCGGCGGGGGCGGGCGAGCGGGAGCGGCUGCGCGCGGACAGCCUGGAUUCCUCGGGCCUUGCCUCGGAGCGCUCCGACUCGGACCAAGAGGAACUGGAAGUGGAUGUGGAGAGCCUGGUGUUCGGGGGUGAGGCCGAGCUGCUUCGGGGCUUCAGUGCCGGCCAGGAGCACAGCUACUCGCACAGCCGCGCCUGGCUAUGACCCUCGCUGCCCCAGAGCACGCCUUUCCCUCAGACCCCCUUCCUCCGCUCUGCGGGACAGGAGCCCUUCCCAAGCCUCCAGGGUUGCCCAGAGUCACCUCCUGUUGGAAUGAACUAAAAGGACCUUGGCAUGGGAACAGGUGCUCCCCCUGCUUGGCCACUGGCUGCGGGAGCCCCUCCUAGGGGCCACCCAGGGGCCGCGGUGCAGGCACCUGGGCCUGGACUGCCUUUCCAGGCAUUUUUCUUUUGUGUAGCAUUUGGCUCUGCUGUCCCCAUGGGGACAGGAAGCCUCUUGGCCUCCCCCCCCCCCCCAUUCCUUCCUAGACAAGGCCACCUGGCCUUUAUCCCACAGAUACUGUACAGUAUUUUCAU